Messenger RNA from Scaptodrosophila lebanonensis, 1118 nucleotides. RefSeq names its product nucleoside diphosphate-linked moiety X motif 19-like. Gene Ontology annotation, molecular function: hydrolase activity, acting on acid anhydrides, in phosphorus-containing anhydrides. The transcript has 3 exons. Bases 28 to 1101 code for a protein of 357 amino acids. Gene Ontology annotation, cellular component: mitochondrion. The record is from RefSeq and is a predicted model, not a curated record. NCBI's taxonomy places the organism in Eukaryota, Metazoa, Arthropoda, Insecta, Diptera, Drosophilidae.
AAUGUUUACAAAUCUGCCUUUUCUUCCAUGAUCCCCAACAAAGAAUAUCGUCCUUCGGCUAGUUUAAUUUUAGCUGCUAAACAUGCACAUAACCCUGCAGUUGAAUACGAUUAUAAAUUGCUGCUGGUUAAGCGCACGGAGCACACUUCCUAUGCUCUGAACCAUUGUGUGUUCCCUGGAGGCGCUUUCGACGAGAAUGCGGAUGAAGCUCUAGAGUGGCUUACGUACUUGCACGAGUGUGGUGUUACAAAUGAACAACUGCAGCUAUUAAAUAGCAGACAAACCAAAGACAGGCCCUACUUAUUGACUGCUGGCCAGAAUUUCUCACGCGAUAUCUCGUUACGUCUAACCGCACUGCGUGAAGCUUUCGAAGAAGUGGGUCUGCUGUUCUGCCGAUCCCCGGACAGUCUCCAGGGUUUGUCCAUUAAUCAAUCUGUGCAUGUUGUAGAGCAAACUUUUAAGCGGGAAUACUGGCAGCACCGCGUUCACGAUGAUGCACAGCAGUUUUUGCAGUUGUGUCGUCACUUAAAUGUAAUUCCCGACCUCUGGUCACUUAGCGAGUGGUCCGUUUGGCGCACAACAGCCACUUCCAGACGCAAAUUCGAUACGGUUUACUAUUUUUCCGCCAUGGAGUCAACAGAUGUGCCUCUACUGCUGGAACCCAAUGAGGUUGCUUCAGCACACUGGCUGCAUCCGAAAGAUUGUUCGCAAAGCUCGAAGCUUGGCAUCAUAUGGCUGCCCUUUAUGCUGCUCUAUGAUAUAGCACGACUUAUGCAUUUCCAUAGCUGGCUAGAGCUACUCAAAUUUUCUCGGGAGCGUGCGCUAAAGGGUACAACGUUGUUGCAGCCGGUUUAUUAUCGAUGCGAUGACUGUAUGAUCGGGGUGCUGCCCGGCGAUGAGCUGUACGUAACAGAACCGGCUAGGUGCAGAGAAACGAUUAUAUUGCCCGGCACAAUCGACAAUGUAAAUGCGCGCGUUAAGCAAUACAAUCGUUAUAUCGUCUACGAUUUUCACAAUGUAGUGUUAGCUUCUAACGUAGAGCCCCUGGAUGGGCAUAUGCCAAUACAGGAAACUGUAAACGCCAAGUUAUCCAAAUUAUAGUCAAUUUGUAUAUGUUG